AAAGCAAUCCAAAACCCAAAAAGAAAAAAAAAAAGAAAAAAAAGAAAAAAGAAAAACCACAUUAGCCCAAUUUACUUUUCAUUUUACUCAACAUCUGUUAUUUUAUCCAUUUCCCCCUGUUUCUUUCACUUAAUUCUUGUUGCUUAGUUCCUCUUGUCCUUUGGCGUUGGGUUUCCGAGGCUUUUGGCCCAGCGGGUGCUGGGUAUGUCACUAGGUACCUAACCCUGGACUCCUUUUCUGGGCCCACCCCCGGGCCCGCGCGGGUGCUCCGAGGUAACGACGGGGACGGACCCACUUCCAAAAAUGUUGAGAUGCGCUCAAGCAAGCAGUUCCUCAGCAGCUUCCCUUUCUUUUGUGUUUCGACCGGAAUUGCUUACCACCCCGAUUGAACCCACGGGUACGCACCGAAAUGGCGACCAAUUUGUCACUUAAGCUCACCAACCGAGCACCCAAGAAGCCGAUCCGGAAGCUGCCAGCAACGGUCGAGCUGCCGCACGAUGCCACCGUGGAGGACGCCAAGAUGGUGAUUGCUCGCCAGUCGGGCUUCACAGACUACAACCGCAUCGGCUUGUUUGACCCGGUGUCCAAGCAGAAUCUCAAAAACCGGAGGGCACUCGUCCGUGAGGAGGCUGGUGUUGCCUCUGCUGGCGAGCUGGUUGUCAAGGACCUCGGCCCCCAGGUCGCCUGGCGCACCGUCUUCGUCAUCGAGUACUUCGGCCCGAUCCUCUUCCACGCCCUCGUCCCCCUCGUCCGCCCGUACAUCUACCUCAUCCCGCCCUUUGCGUACAAGAGCGAGUCCGAGACGCCCAUGACGCAGGUGCAAUGGCUGCUGUUCGCCCUGUUCCACCUCCACUUCCUCAAGCGCGAGUUCGAGACCGUCUUCGUGCACAAGUUCUCGGCCAACACGAUGCCCGCCCGCAACAUCGUGCGCAACUCGGCCUUCUACUGGCUCAUGGCCGGCCUGCUCUGCGCGCUCGACCUAUACGCCCCCGGCAACCUGUCGGCCCGCGACGAGCUGGUGCCGCUCGACUACGUUGGCCUGGCCCUGUUCGCCGUCGGCGAGACGUGCAACUGGAUCGUGCACCAACACCUAGCGGGCCUACGCAAGCCCGGCGGCACCGAGAAGGGGAUCCCGAACUGCAUCGGCAGCAGCCUCGUGACGAGCCCGAACUACAUGUUCGAGGUCCUGGCGUGGGUGGGCGUGAUCCUGAUCAGCCGCAGCUGGGCCGUCGUGCUGUUCAUCUGCACGGGCAUCAUCUACAUGCGCAGCUGGUCGCGCGGCAAGGAGAAGGCGCUGCGCAACGAGUUUGGCGACCGCUACAAGAAGAAGCGGUACACCAUGCUCCCGGGGUUGAUCUGAGCUGGUGUUGGUGCUGCUGGUUGGUGACGGAUGGGGUGUGGGGUGUAUGAUGGAGGAUUGUACCGGAUAUAUAUAAAAGACCUGGCUGGAUGUCCACCGGGGUGGCUAUAGACUGGCAACCGGACCAAACUAAUCGAUUAUUUACCGUUAAAUAUACAUGGUUAUUACCA
Messenger RNA from Chaetomium fimeti, 1530 nucleotides. Its product is annotated as 3-oxo-5-alpha-steroid 4-dehydrogenase-domain-containing protein. The transcript has 2 exons. The record is from RefSeq and is a predicted model, not a curated record. Gene Ontology annotation, molecular function: oxidoreductase activity, acting on the CH-CH group of donors. Bases 410 to 1360 code for a protein of 316 amino acids. Lineage: Eukaryota; Fungi; Ascomycota; Sordariomycetes; Sordariales; Chaetomiaceae. Gene Ontology annotation, biological process: very long-chain fatty acid biosynthetic process.